Messenger RNA from Malania oleifera, 8933 nucleotides. Its product is annotated as dnaJ homolog subfamily C GRV2. Lineage: Eukaryota; Viridiplantae; Streptophyta; Magnoliopsida; Santalales; Ximeniaceae. The coding region runs from base 683 to 8581 and encodes 2632 amino acids. Gene Ontology annotation, biological process: receptor-mediated endocytosis; regulation of early endosome to late endosome transport; endosome organization. The transcript is spliced from 22 exons. Gene Ontology annotation, cellular component: endosome membrane. The record is from RefSeq and is a predicted model, not a curated record.
CAUAUUUAGCUGCAAGUCCAAGACCACUUCCAAAUUCCAACUGCGCAGAGGUCACGAACCCCCCUGCCCCCCUCUCGUCUCCUGACUGCUUUCGAGGGCCGAUAGAACCACUGCAGCGUGUGUUCUAACGGAGUGGUAGACCCUCUCUCCCUCUUCCAUUGUUGCCUGCGGUUUUUCUUCUUUCCCAUUUUCAUUCGAUCCUUUUCCGAUCAUGCCUUUUUAUCUCUUUCAAUCUUAAUCUCUCAUCCUUUUCACUUCGAUCUUUCGUUGAUCUCAAAUCGAACGCUCUUCUCACUGUAUCCUUGCGGUUUAAGCUCAAAUCAUCGAUUUAUCCCGACCCCUUCGAUCUCGCCAAUCGUCGGGGUAGAGAAGAAGAAAGCGAAGAAUUUGAUCUGAUUCUUCGUAGUUAAGAUUAUGUGUUGAUUUUUUGUGUAGAAGAGGGAGGUUUUUGGAUUGCUUAGAGAGUGUGCGAUUUAUUGCGGAACUUGUUUAUGAAGGAUUGGGGCGGCUGCUAGGUUUAGUUGAUUGGUUUGAGUGUAGGUAGUGAAAUUGUGAAUAAUUGGAAGCGCUGGGGGCGAAUCAGUCUCGGCCAAGGCCGGCAGCGGCGCCGCCCGGCUCGGGACUCUUGUUCUUUUUCCGCCCUAAUGCACCUCGAGCCCAUACCCUUGAGUACCUCUCGCAAAUGGAUUUCGUGAGCCGCCACACAUCUUCCGCGCCCGAUCAGCACCGUCCCACCCCGACCGAUGCUUCUUCUUCUUCCUCCUCGUCUUCUUCGACUGCAGCUCCUCCCGUUGAAGAGCCCGAGUACUUAGCUCGCUACUUGGUGGUGAAGCAUUCCUGGCGCGGUCGGUACAAGAGAAUUCUCUGCAUUUCGGGUAUUGCGAUUAUUACUUUGGAUCCAUCGACGCUAUUGGUGACGAAUUCUUAUGAUGUGGCCAAUGAUUUUGAUGGGGCGUCUCCGAUUAUUGGGCGCGAUGAUAAUUCAAAUGAGUUUAAUCUGAGUGUUCGAACUGAUGGGCGUGGGAAAUUUAAGGGCAUUAAGUUCUCGUCCAAAUAUCGGGCGAGUAUACUGACUGAGCUGCAUAGAUUAAGAUGGAAUAGAUUUGGCCCAGUUGCAGAAUUCCCGGUGCUUCAUCUUCGGAGACGGACUUUGGAGUGGGCUCCUUUUAAAUUGAAAGUCACUUCAGUGGGUGUUGAACUUAUUGAAUUGAAGUCUGGUGAUCUUCGCUGGUGCUUGGAUUUUAGAGACAUGGAUUCCCCUGCCAUUAUUCUUCUCUCCAAUGCUUAUGGACAGAAAAAUAUUGAUCAUGGAGGUUUUGUUCUUUGCCCUUUAUACGGAAGAAAAUCUAAAGCCUUUCAAGCUGCUUCUGGAACGUCAAACACAGCUAUUAUUUCAAAUUUGACUAAAACAGCAAAAGCUAUGGUCGGGGUGUCACUUUCUGUGGAUAGUUCUCAACCACUGACAGUUUCAGAGUUUGUUAAGCGAAGGGUCAAUGAGGCUGUUCGAGCAGAAGACGCCCCUUGUGGUGGUUGGUCUGUGACAAGGUUGCGGUCUGCUGCACAUGGAACUUUAAAUAUUCCUGGAUUGAGCUUGGGAAUGGGGCCAAAAGGAGGACUUGGUGAACAAGGUGAUGCUGUAUCUCGUCAACUUAUUUUAACAAGGGUUUCACUUGUUGAGAGGCGCCCUGAUAAUUAUGAAGCAGUUAUUGUUCGUCCUUUGUCCACAGUAAGCUCUCUUGUUCGAUUUGCUGAGGAGCCCCAGAUGUUUGCAAUUGAAUUUAAUGAUGGAUGCCCAGUUCAUGUUUAUGCAAGCACAUCUCGUGAUAACUUACUUGCAGCAGUUCGGGAUUUCCUGCAAAUUGAAGGUCAAUCUGCAGUGCCUGUUUUACCGAGAUUAACAAUGCCUGGUCAUCGUAUUGAUCCGCCUUGCGGGAGAGUCUAUUUACAACUUCAGCAAUUUCUUGCCGAACGGCAACGCCCUGUUGCUGAUAUUGAAAGUGCAUCAAUGCAUUUAAAACACUUAGCAGCAGCUGCCAAAGAUGCUGUUGCUGAAGGGGGCUCCAUACCUGGAUCAAGAGCUAAACUAUGGCGUAGAAUAAGAGAGUUCAAUGCAUGUAUUCCGUAUAGUGGUGUGCCUCCUAAUAUUGAAGUACCGGAGGUGACUUUGAUGGCCUUGAUUACAAUGCUUCCAGCUACUCCAAAUCUGCCUCCAGAAUCCCCCCCUUUGCCACCGCCCUCUCCUAAAGCGGCUGCAACAGUUAUGGGAUUCAUCGCAUGUUUACGUAGACUAUUAGCUUCAAGAAGUGCAUCUUCUCAUGUUAUGUCUUUCCCUGCCGCUGUUGGACGAAUAAUGGGUUUACUUAGAAAUGGUUCAGAGGGUGUAGCAGCUGAAUCUGCAGGGCUUGUUGCAGUUCUUGUUGGUGGUGGUCCUGGGGAUACAAGCAUAUUGACGGAUUCUAAAGGAGAGCGACAUGCAACAUAUAUGCACACCAAGUCUGUAUUGUUUGCUCAUCCUAGUUAUGUUAUUAUCCUUGUCAAUAGAUUGAAGCCGAUGUCUGUAUCUCCUUUGUUGUCUAUGGCUGUUGUGGAAGUACUUGAGGCUAUGAUAUGUGAACCUCAUGGCGAAACUACCCAAUAUACAGUUUUUGUUGAAUUAUUGCGUCAAGUGGCUGGCUUGCGGCGUCGCUUGUUUGCAUUAUUUGGACAUCCUGCUGAAAGUGUGAGAGAAACGGUUGCUGUGAUUAUGCGUACAAUUGCAGAAGAAGAUGCAAUUGCAGCGGAGUCAAUGCGUGAUGCUGCUUUGCGUGAUGGUGCAUUAUUGAGGCAUUUGUUGCAUGCAUUUUACCUUCCUGCAGGUGAGCGUCGUGAAGUAAGUCGACAACUUGUGGCUCUUUGGGCAGACUCCUACCAACCAGCUCUUGAUUUGUUGUCCAGAGUUCUGCCUCCGGGGCUUGUUGCUUAUUUGCACACACGCUCGGAUGGGACUCUACCUGAAGAUGCAUUGAAUCAGGAAGGAUCAUUACUCAGUAGAAGACAAAGGCGAUUACUUCAGCAGAGGAAAGGUCGUGGUUUUAAAGGAAUAGCAUCUCAAGAGCCUUCCUCACCUUCUGUUAAUAAUUUAGAAGUUGGUGAUUCAGCUAGGCAGACAAGUGCUGGUGCUUCUAAAGGGCUGGAUAACCAUGAAAAAUCUGCUCUAGAUCACAGCUCUGGACAGGUUUCUGCUAUUCAUUCUUCUGUUGUUCACACUAAUGAAAAUUUGACUAGUGAAUUAUCUUCAACAGGGGCUCCGCAUUUUGAUAAUUCUACUAUUGUCUCGUUGGCUGAUGGUCCGCCAACAAAUACACACGAGGCACUGGAAUCAAAUUCUUUAAACUCCAUGGGCAAUGAUGCCAAUGUGGUUGGAUUCCAGAACAAUGACCUUCCUGCUCCUGCUCAGGUUGUUGUGGAGAACACACCUGUCGGUUCUGGUAGGCUACUAUGCAACUGGCCUGAAUUCUGGCGAGCUUUUAGCCUGGAUCACAAUCGUGCGGACUUGAUUUGGAAUGAGCGUACUCGGCAGGAGUUGAAGGAGGCUUUGCAAACUGAGGUUCAUAAACUAGACAUUGAGAAGGAACGUACUGAAGAUAUUGCUCCUGGAGGAGCAAUGGUAGAGAUUUUCACAGGUCAAGAUAGUACAACUCAGAUAUCGUGGAACUACACUGAAUUUGCUGUUAGUUACCCCAGCUUAUCUAAAGAAGUUUGUGUGGGCCAGUAUUAUCUCCGCUUGCUACUUGAGAGUGGUAGCAGUGGAAGGGCCCAGGAUUUUCCACUGCGUGACCCAGUUGCUUUUUUUAGAGCACUGUAUCAUCAGUUCUUGUGUGAUGCUGACACAGGUCUCACAGUGGAUGGUGCUGUUCCUGAUGAGUUGGGUGCAUCUGAUGAUUGGUGUGAUAUGGGAAGGCUGGAUGGUUUUGGGGGUGGUGGUGGUUCUUCAGUUAGAGAGCUUUGUGCAAGGGCAAUGGCAAUUGUAUAUGAACAGCAUUAUAAAACAAUAGGUCCUUUUGAGGGCACUGCUCACGUUACUGUUCUCUUGGAUCGAUCUGGUGAUAGAGCUUUGAGGCAUCGAUUACUACUACUCCUUAAGGUCUUAAUGAAGGUUUUAUCAAAUGUCGAGGCUUGUGUAUUAGUUGGGGGAUGUGUAUUAGCUGUUGAUUUGCUGACAGUGGUUCAUGAAGCUUCUGAAAGGACCUCCAUACCUUUGCAAUCUAAUUUGAUUGCUGCUACUGCUUUCAUGGAACCACUGAAGGAAUGGAUGUUUAUUGACAAGGAUGGUGCGCAAGUUGGACCUGUGGAGAAGGAUGCUAUCAGAAGGUUCUGGUCAAAGAAAGCUAUUGAUUGGACAACGAAGUGCUGGGCUUCUGGGAUGCUAGAUUGGAAAAGGUUACGUGAUAUCCGUGAACUGCGUUGGGUGCUAGCUGUUCGUGUUCCUGUUCUUACCUCAACGCAGGUAGGUGAGGCGGCUUUGUCCAUAUUACAUAGCAUGGUGUCUGCUCACUCAGAUUUAGAUGAUGCUGGAGAGAUGGUGACCCCAACACCCAGAGUAAAACGAAUCCUGUCAAGUCCACGGUGCCUUCCGCAUAUUGCCCAGGCUAUGCUUAGUGGAGAGCCAAGUAUUGUAGAAGCUGCUGCUGCUUUGCUGAAGGCUGUUGUUACUAGAAAUCCAAAGGCAAUGAUACGAUUAUACAGCACAGGUGCAUUUUAUUUUGCUCUGGCAUAUCCGGGAUCUAAUCUCCAAUCAAUUGCCCUGCUUUUUUCUGUUACUCAUGUCCAUCAAGCAUUUCAUGGUGGUGAAGAAGCUGCAGUUUCUUCUUCAUUGCCAUUAGCAAAACGUAGCGUAUUAGGGGGGUUGCUCCCUGAAUCCUUGCUGUAUGUUUUGGAGCGUAGUGGUCCAGCUGCAUUUGCAGCAGCAAUGGUUUCUGAUUCUGAUACUCCUGAGAUUAUAUGGACACACAAAAUGCGAGCAGAAAAUCUGAUUCGGCAGGUUUUGCAGCAUCUUGGUGAUUUUCCUCAGAAAUUGUCACAACAUUGCCAUUCAUUAUACGAUUAUGCUCCUAUGCCACCAGUGACAUAUCCAGAGCUAAGGGAUGAAAUGUGGUGUCACCGUUAUUACCUUAAAAAUUUAUGUGAUGAGAUUCGGUUUCCAAAUUGGCCAAUUGUUGAACAUGUUGAAUUUCUACAAUCACUGCUGGUAAUGUGGCGUGAAGAGUUGACACGUAGACCUAUGGACCUUUCUGAAGAAGAAGCUUGCAAAAUACUAGAGAUAUCCUUAGAAGAUGUAUCAAGUGAUGAUGUGACUAAAAAUCACUCAGUUGAAAUGGGUGAGGUUCCUAACAUAUCCAAGCAGGUCGAGAACAUUGAUGAAGAGAAGCUCAAGCGACAGUAUAGGAAACUUGCAAUGCGAUACCAUCCUGACAAAAAUCCCGAAGGAAGGGAAAAAUUUCUUGCUGUGCAGAAGGCUUAUGAGCGCCUGCAGGCCACCAUGCAAGGCUUGCAAGGUCCCCAACUUUGGAGGCUUUUGCUUUUGUUGAAGGGUCAAUGUAUCUUAUACAGACGAUAUGGGGAUUUGUUGGAGCCCUUUAAAUAUGCUGGCUAUCCAAUGUUACUCAAUGCAGUCACUGUGGACGAGGAUGACAUCAAUUUUCUUUCUGCUGACAGAGCACCUCUCCUUGUUGCAGCUUCAGAGCUCAUUUGGCUGACGUGUGCAUCUUCUUCACUAAAUGGAGAAGAGCUUGUCAGGGAUGGGGGGAUUCAACUUCUUGCAACUCUUCUUUCCCGUUGCAUGUGUGUGGUUCAACCAACUACUCCUGCAAAUGAACCUGCUGCCAUCAUUGUCACAAAUGUGAUGCGAACUUUUUCUGUUUUAAGUCAGUUUGAGAGUGCCAGAGUUGAAAUGCUUGAAUUUUCUGGAUUGCUUGGGGACACAGUGCACUGCACUGAACUGGAGCUUGUUCCUGCAGCUGUUGAUGCUGCGCUUCAGACUAUUGCCCAUCUUUCUGUGUCUGCUGAAUUGCAGGAUGUCUUAUUAAAGGCUGGCGUGUUAUGGUACCUCUUGCCAUUGUUGCUUCAGUAUGAUUUAACUGCAGAGGAAGCUGAUAUGACAGAGGCGCAUGGUGUCGGUGCUAGUGUUCAAAUUGCCAAAAAUUUGCAUGCUCUACAUGCAUCGCAGGCACUCUCAAAGCUCAGUGGUUUGUGUACUGAUGGGAUUUCAACACCAUAUAAUAAGGAUGCUGCUGAUGUCCUGAGAGCUUUGCUCACUCCUAAGCUUGCUAAUAUGUUGAAAGAUCAAAUGCCUAAAGACCUACUAUCCAAAUUAAAUGCAAACUUGGAGUUGCCAGAGAUAAUUUGGAACUCUUCAAUUCGAGCAGAACUAUUGAAAUAUGUGGAGGAGCAGCGUGCAAGCCAAGGUCCUGAUGGUUCAUAUGACCUGAAUGAUUCACAUGCCUUUGUAUAUAAGGCACUAUCAAAAGAACUUUACGUUGGACAUGUAUAUUUGAGAGUCUAUAAUGAUCAACCAGACUUUGAGAUCAGUGAACCGGAAGCAUUUUGCGUUGCUCUUGUCGAUUUUAUAUCAUCUCUAGUGCACAACCAGGGUGCUGCUGAUUCUGACCUGCACAAACAGGGUGCUACAGAUUCUGAUGUGCACAAACAGGGUGCUACAGAUUCUGAUGUUGAGAACAAAGUUAGCCCAAGUGGUUCAUACCUUGAGAAAUCUGAGAUUCAAAGUGACACAGCUGAUGGAUCAGUUAGUGAACAGCAUAUAUCUGAUGAUUCAUUGUCAGUCUCUGAUGGAAAAGCUGCUGACAAUAAAUAUUUGGACUUGGUUAAGAAUCUUCAAUAUGGAUUGAUCUCUUUAAAGAACUUAUUGACAAGUGACCCAAAGUUGGCUUCCAUAUUAUCUACUAAAGAACGGCUCUUGCCUCUUUUUGAAUGCUUUUCUGCACCUGCUGCAUCAGAAAGCAGCAUUCCUCAACUUUGUUUGAGUGUCCUUUCUCUCUUGACCACAUAUGCUCCUUGCUUGGCGGCUAUGGUUGCAGAUGGAUCAAGUCUUCUCCUAUUAUUACAAAUGCUCCACUCUGCCCCAAAUUGUCGUGAAGGAGCUCUCCAUGUUCUUUAUGCCUUGGCAAGCACUGCAGAACUCGCGUGGGCAGCUGCAAAGCAUGGAGGAGUAGUGUACAUUCUCGAACUUAUCUUGCCAUUGCAAGAAGAAAUUCCCCUACAGCAAAGAGCAGCGGCAGCCUCUUUGUUGGGAAAGCUUGUAGGGCAGCCAAUGCAUGGGCCUAGAGUGGCUAUAACACUAGCAAGAUUUCUUCCUGAUGGCCUUGUAUCGGUUAUUAAGGAUGGCCCUGGUGAAGCUGUUGUAUCUGUCCUUGAGCAGACUACAGAGACACCAGAACUGGUUUGGACACCAGCAAUGGCAGCUUCAUUGUCUGCUCAAAUUGCUACUAUGGCAUCAGACCUAUAUCGUGAACAGAUGAAGGGUCGUGUCAUUGAUUGGGAUGUGCCUGAGCAGUCUUCUGGUCAACAGGAAAUGAAAGAUGAACCACAGGUUGGAGGCAUCUAUGUAAGACUAUUCUUGAAAGAUCCCAAGUUUCCCCUCAGGAAUCCAAAGAGAUUCUUAGAAGGAUUAUUGGACCAGUAUCUUUCAUCCAUUGCUGCAACACACUAUGACAUGCAAGCCAUUGAUCCUGAGCUUCCUUUGCUCUUGUCUGCUGCUUUGGUGUCAUUAUUGCGGGUUCACCCUGCUCUUGCUGACCAUGUUGGAUAUCUUGGAUAUGUGCCCAAACUUGUAGCCGCAGUUGCUUAUGAAGGAAGACGAGAAACAAUGGCCUCAGGGGAUGUGAAAACUGGCAAUUAUGCUGAUGGAACAUUCGAAACUGAGAAUGGAGCAGCACAGCCCAGUACACAGACACCACAGGAACGUGUUCGGCUCAGUUGUUUACGUGUCCUCCAUCAACUUGCAGCUAGUACCACAUGUGCUGAAGCUAUGGCAGCAACUAGUGUAGGAACCCCUCAGGUUGUUCCACUUUUAAUGAAAGCUAUUGGGUGGCAAGGUGGAAGUAUACUAGCUCUUGAGACUUUAAAACGUGUUGUGGUUGCUGGAAAUCGAGCAAGAGAUGCUCUUGUUGCACAAGGGCUCAAGGUUGGUCUUAUCGAAGUACUUCUGGGCCUUCUUGAUUGGAGAACUGGAGGUAGGAAUGGACUGUGCUCUCAGAUGAAGUGGAAUGAAUCUGAAGCAUCCAUUGGCCGAGUGUUGGCAAUUGAGGUUUUGCAUGCAUUUGCGACAGAAGGUGCUCAUUGUAGUAAAGUGCGUGACAUACUGAAUGCAUCUGAUGUAUGGAGUGCUUAUAAGGACCAGAAGCAUGAUCUUUUCCUUCCUUCGAAUGCUCAAUCGGCUGCUGCUGGAGUUGCUGGUCUUAUUGAGAGUAGUUCAUCCAGGCUCACGUAUGCCCUCACAGCUCCCUCCCCACAACCUGCUUUUGUGAGACCCCCUACUUCGGUUGCAGCGGACGCAAAUGGAAAGCAGGAUCAACUUUUUCCAUAAUUCAAGAAUGUGAAAAGUGCUCUCACCAUCUUCAAAGAUCAAGGCAGUUAACAGAGAACCCCCUGUAUUUGAUCCAUUUGUAUAGCGCCAUGUACAGUUUUUUACGACAUCCCCCUUCUCUCUCUCUCUCUCUCGCGUUUGGCUAGCUGGAAACAGAAGUUUUGCAUUUGCAAAUUUUUUGUGGGUGGAGGAAAAUUAUCAGUUUUUCCAUGUAAAGAGGAUCUCAAUGCUCUCUCUCUCUCUCUCUCUCUCUCUCUCUCUCUCUCUCUCUCUCUCUCUCUCUCUCUCUCAAUUUGUAAAUUGUUUGUUUAUUGCUCAAUUUUUUAUAAUAGGCAAUGUGAUUUUGUGUGAA